This is a messenger RNA of Lonchura striata (white-rumped munia), 1719 nucleotides long. The record is from RefSeq and is a predicted model, not a curated record. Lineage: Eukaryota; Metazoa; Chordata; Aves; Passeriformes; Estrildidae.
AUGGAACCAAAGGGGGAGCGGGGCGGGGAGCCCCAGCCGGACUCCCGGCCCAGAACGCUCCCACGGGGCCAGGAGAGACCCCAGCCCCCGGGGUGCCCGCGGGCACAACCCCCCAUCUGGGGGGCACCCACCACCCUGCUGCCCUCUGUUCCCCAAAGGAGUCCUGGAGAGGAGCAGGGGGGGCCCGUGGAAGGCAAAGAGACGCGUCUGAGAGUGGUGCUAAGGGUCCGGCCGCUGACCGGCACGGAGACGCGGCGAGGUGACCAGCAGGUUGUGCACAGCCUCGGUGACGGCGCCGUGCACGUAAGUGCCACCUCCCCGUCGGGGCACGAUGCCACCUUUGGCUUCAGCGCCGUGUUCGACGCCGGCGCCUCGCAGGAGGCUGUGUUCGAAGGCAGCGGGAUGAGGCAGCUGGUGGAGCUGGCCAUGGACGGCUUCUCCUGCACCGUCUUUGCCUUCGGGCAGACCGGCUCGGGGAAGACCUACACCCUGAUGGGACCCCUCGCCCAGAGCGAGACCCAGCCGGCAUCCCCGGCCCUGCUGGGGCUGAUGCAGAGAUCCUUCACCUGCCUCCUGGAGCAGAGCCGGAGCCGUGGCUCUGACCUGGCUCUCAGCGCUUCCUACCUGGAGAUCUACAAAGAACAGGUCCGGGAUCUGCUGAGCCCAGGACCACCGUGCGCCCUGCCCCUGCGCUGGAGCAAAACCCGCGGCUUCUACGUGGAGAACCAGCUCAGUGUGGAAUUCGAGAGCAUGGAGGCCAUCGUCCGCCUGCUCCUGCAAGGAUCCCAGAGGCGCCGGACCUCGGCACAUGCCCUCAACAGGCACUCGAGCCGCAGCCACGCCCUGCUGACCGUCCACGUCCGCAGCCGAGCCGCCAGCACCUGCCCCAGCAAGCAGGGCACACUGUGCUUCGUGGACCUGGCUGGCAGCGAGCGGGUGAAGGAGACCGGCUCCAGCGGGGAGCUCUCCGUGGAGGCCAACAGCAUCAACCGCAGCCUCCUGGCACUGGGACACUGCAUCUCCCUGCUGGCCAAACCCCGAGGGAAGCGAACACACAUCCCCUACCGGGACAGCAAGCUCACCCGGCUGCUGGCUCGCUCGCUGGGCGGCUCGGGCAUCACCCUGAUGGUCGCCUGCAUCUCCCCGUCCUCACGCUGCCUCUCAGAGACUCUGAGCACGCUGCACUACGCCAGCCGUGCCCGGAAGGUCACCACCAGACCCAUGGCCAACAGGGUGUCCCGGGAGAAGCUGCUGCAAACCUUGGAGCGAGAAAUCCAUGCCUUGCAGCUGGAAAACCUCUCCCUACGCCAGCAGUUGUGCCUGCCCAGAGUGCCAGUGAGGAGCACGGAGGUCGCAGAGAACCCUCCAAAAGCAUGGGCGGGCUCUGGAGACAGGCAGCCCCGUCUGUGCCCACACCACAGCGGUGACAUCGCAGCUGGCCCAUCCCACAGAGCCACGAGCAGCUCCUGUGACAGCCAGCCCCUGCUCCGGGGUGCCCGCACCCUGCACGUCCCCCACGGGCACUCGGUGAGGCACCGGCGGCCCGACACCACACCCAGCUCUGUCCCCCAGCUGCCGGUGCUGCCAGUGCCCACCGUGCCACAGCCAGUCCCCCCUGAGGGAAAUGCUGGUCUUCUGCCACCUGGACAGGAGGACACGGCUCUGCCUGGCUCCCAUCACCCCCACGGGCACCCCCAGCUGCACCAGAAGAAGCGGUGA